Lachnellula hyalina is the source of this 1962-nucleotide messenger RNA. RefSeq lists its product as uncharacterized. The record is from RefSeq and is a predicted model, not a curated record. The transcript has 2 exons. The coding region runs from base 1 to 1962 and encodes 653 amino acids. Lineage: Eukaryota; Fungi; Ascomycota; Leotiomycetes; Helotiales; Lachnaceae.
AUGGGUUGGCCACCAGCUGUUGUUAUUGUCGUCAGACACGGCGCUCGACUAGACGCUGCUGAUAAGCAGUGGCAUCUCACAUCCCCCACUCCCUACGACCCUCCUCUUACCUAUGGUGGCUGGACACAGUCAAGAGCUCUGGGGGCUCGCAUAGCUAGUAUCUUACGAAGUCGAGAGACUGACGAUGACAUUCCGGAUGCAAGUGGAGGAGACAAAAGGGCAGGAGAUAGGAGAAAACGGAGGCACAAGGUCAUCAUACAUACAUCGCCAUUCCAGCGAUGCGUGCAGACGUCCAUCGGCAUCAGCUCCGGAUUGGCCCAGAACCCAGGACAUACCCACCAUCGACCGGCCUCAUCCCCUGAUAAAGCACUGCAGACACACUCUUCUCCCAGACCUCGACCAUCUGUCAUAACAGGGUCUCCCUCUUUGGAUCCUGACUCCGCUCUUGACCCGUCGAAAUCCAACGGCAAGCCCCGGGAACAGCCAGAUAACAUCAAGAAAUCUACAAUACGCGUUGAUCCUUUCCUCGGGGAAUGGCUGACGCCGGACUAUUUCGAGCACAUUACCCCACCUCCAAGCUCCAUUAUGAUGAGUGCGGGAGCCAAGGCGGAUUUACUCCGAAGAGAGGAUUAUAGCAAUCUAAUAAACUUCAAGGAAGCAAAUGGUGCUCCUCAAGUUCAAGGAUUUCCAGGUGGGUGGGGCAGUCCAGUGGUAAAUACCGAGAAGGAGAAAGAGAAGGAAGGUCCACUUGCAACUGUAUCCUCCGUCGCUCGCGCACUGCCUAGGAGAAAAAGGACCAGCAGUCUAAGCAGCGCUGGUACGAAUGGUAGCCAUGGUAGCCACGGUAGCCACCAUACUAUCCGAAGCAGAUCCCCAGUACCCACGGAGCAUGGCAUUUACGAGCCUCCCGUUCCAAACUAUGCGAUCUCGAGUUCACAUCCCAUUCCACCUGGAUAUGUGGCUCAUUCUCGAGAUGCCUGCGUCGAUGUAGAUUAUCAGUGGGAUAGCAUGCGCGAUCCUCAAAACUGGGGGAGCGGAGGCGAGUACGGCGAAGAGUGGAGCUCGAUGCAUAAGCGGUUCCGAAAAGGGUUGCACCAGAUGGUGGGUUGGUAUCAGAGUGAUGAUUCCCCGGGAAUGCUCUUCACAAAGACUCCACCUGCUAGUCCUGGGGGACAUUCUGAAGAGAUCGACGAGCAUGAGAACACAGAUUUGGUCCUUAUUCUAGUUACUCACGGCGCAGGUUGCAAUGCUUUGAUCGGAGCUCUGACCAAUCAACCGGUCUUAUUGGAUGUAGGCAUGGCAUCUCUGACCAUGGCGGUUCGCAAGCCAACUCCAGCAAGCUCUCCGAAUCAUACACCAGGCCACUCUCGAAAUUCAUCAGCAAAUCUCAACAUAUCGGAACAGUACGAAGUCAAGCUCGUCGCGAACACAGAGCAUCUACGAUCCAGCAGCACCUCAACUCCGCCUCUCUUAUCAAGAGCUUCUUCCCUUUCAUCCAAAUCCACCUUCCAAGAGCGCUUCACAUCCAACAGUAGACCGUUUGAUGUGAAUAAAGCCCGCCUCGCGCCAACAUCGAGCAACUUUGGAAGCAUUCGCCGCGCAGCAAGUGUCGCAGGUUCAAUUCCUCGAGACUACCAAACAGCGCGUAAACCUUCGGUUGGUCUGUGGGGAUCUGCUUUCCACCAAGAGGAGCCAGAAGAGGAGGUUGAGUCAACGGAUGACAUGAUCUUGAACUUCGGGGAAGACGAAAAGGAUGCUCAAGACGCGAAGGAGAAUGAACCGUUAGAGGAGGCAGAAAAAGCAGUAGCUGAAGAACCAACCGCUGUCAGAAAAGGAAGUGAAAAUGAAGAAGAUGAUGUUGCGCCUUUGGGUCUUUGGGGAAGUCCCAGGCCCCCUGGGUACGCGGAGAAGAUUCGGGAGAUUGCUCCAAAGCGUAGAUGGACUGUUACUGAGCGUACUUGA